GCAGAUGGGGCCUUACGGUUUUUCGUAUUCCCCACUUGGAAAAAAAAUACGGACCGCAGACAGAGGACUUAACAAAGAGGCGUCGGGCUCCGUGGGUCGCUGCUGUAAGAAGGAAAGACAUCACGUUUCAUAAAAUAUCUCCUCAUGCUCGUGUUUGCUCUCGGCAUUUUCACAAAGGUCAACCCGCAUAUGAGAUGAUGGAGACUGACCCAGACUUGGCUCCAUCCCUGCAUUUGGGCCACACUGACAUCAGACCAUCAGACACAGACCGCUCUUUAAGACGUGGUUAUCGGGAACAGCUGAAAAAGAAUGCCCUGCAAGCAACUGAAACGGGGCUCCAUCAGGCUGAUGAAAUCCUUCAGCGACAGGAUGAAGUUACACAUGAGGCGACAGAGAACCCUAACCAGCAACAGACUGACACGCAGAAGGCUGCUGAAAACGUUGGCCGGCCAAACACCAAGGAUGACACAGAAGGUGGUCGUCAGGAAGGACAGACAGAAUGUAACCUGUGUGUGCUCAGGUGUGCAGAGAUGAACCGUCUUUUGGAAGAAAACAGAGAGCUGCGGCGUGAACUUGAUGAGCUGCGGAUCUCUGAUUGCUUCUUUGGAGACACUAAUGAAAAAGUCCAGUACUAUACGGGCAGGCAUCAGCAGAGAUACACCAUCAGACAGGAGGGGAAGAUGGAGCAACAGGACGCAGCUCUGGAUGAAGACAUGUCUAAGUUUACUCUCCAGCCUUCUGGGUGGAUAACAGACUUCCUGUCUGACAGGAAGCAGCAGGUGAAGCUGGGAAAUGAUGUCUCCUCCUCCCAGCUCCUCAGGGCUGUUCUUUCUCCUCUGCUUGUCUCCCUGAACACCCGCAGCUGCACCUCUAGUCAUCAGUCGUUGAAGCGUCUGAAGUUCAUGGACGCCGCCGCUCUCAUGGGACAUAUCUCUGAUGGAGACGCCUACAGGUGGACGUUGACCAUCUGGUGA
Messenger RNA from Cyprinodon tularosa, 974 nucleotides. RefSeq lists its product as uncharacterized. Lineage: Eukaryota; Metazoa; Chordata; Actinopteri; Cyprinodontiformes; Cyprinodontidae. The transcript is spliced from 4 exons. Bases 195 to 974 code for a protein of 259 amino acids. The record is from RefSeq and is a predicted model, not a curated record.